Messenger RNA from Syngnathus typhle (broad-nosed pipefish), 4852 nucleotides. RefSeq lists its product as uncharacterized. The transcript has 3 exons. The coding region runs from base 20 to 2734 and encodes 904 amino acids. Gene Ontology annotation, molecular function: DNA helicase activity. Lineage: Eukaryota; Metazoa; Chordata; Actinopteri; Syngnathiformes; Syngnathidae. The record is from RefSeq and is a predicted model, not a curated record. Gene Ontology annotation, biological process: DNA repair; telomere maintenance.
CACCAAAGAUCUUUUUGCUAUGAUCCGGCAGCUGGGCACACCCACGUUCUUUUGCACAUUUUCUGCUGCCGAAAUGCGUUGGGAAGAGGUCAUCACCGCCAUCAAAGCGCAACAAGGUGAAGUAGUGGAUUUUGCCCAACUUGACUGGGCUACCAAGUGUGAGAUCCUACGCAGCAAUCCUGUGACGACGAUGCGCAUGUUUGACAAGCGUGUGGAAGCUCUGUUCAGAGAUUUGAUCCUCUCUCCGGCGCAACCGAUUGGUGAGGUCGUCGACUACUUUUACCGACUGGAGUUUCAACACAGAGGAAGUCCUCACAUUCAUUGCCUCAUAUGGGUUCGAGGUGCCCCUGUAUUUGAGGAAGCCACGGAUGGAGCCAUCUGUCAUUUUGUGUCUCGCUACAUCUCGGCCGAGCUGCCGGACCCGCAGAAGGAACCGGAAUUGUACAAAAAGGUCACAGAGGUUCAGAUGCACAGCAAAAGUCACUCCAAAUCGUGCGUCAAACACCAAGGUGCAAAUUGCCGCUUUGGAUUCCCCAAACAACCGUGCGAUGAAACAAUGAUCGUCAGACCUGCGCCCGUCGACGACGACAAUCGAGAUCAACGCAAUGACGAUCGCUUGGCGUCGAAUGCCAAGCUUGUUCCCGUGCUAAAUCUGCUGAAUGAGCCUGAAACGGCAUCCCUGACUUUGCCUCAGCUACUGGCUAAAUGUAAGCUCACCGGUGACGAGUACAUGAACUGUUUGCGCAUGACGGCCUCGUCGAGUUCUGUCGUGCUUAAGCGAGAACCGAAAGACUGCUGGGUCAACAACUACAACCGCCAUUUGCUUCUUGCCUGGGAUGGAAACCUGGACAUCCAAUACAUCCUGAAUGCCUACUCUUGCAUCGCAUACAUCUGCAGCUACAUCAGCAAGGCUGAACACGGUCUGAGCCAAUACCUCAAAUCGGUCAUUGAAAACUCCCGCUGCGCAAAUGUCAACGAAAGCGAUGAAAUGAAGCAAAUUAUGCAAGCGUACUCCAAGAAAAGAGAAGUGAGUGCUCAGGAAUGUGUCGCACGCGCGUGCGGCUUGCAUAUGAAACAGUCCUCCCGCAUGGUGGUAUUUGUACAAACGAGUGACAAUGCGCUGAAAAUGAGUUAUCCUCUCUCGCUCCUUGAGGGCAAAACGCAGGAAUCUCAUGAAGUGUGGAUGACUGGCCUGCCGGAAAAAUACAAAUCCAGACCUCAAACUGAGGAAUUUGAAGUCAUGUGCUUGGCUGAUUUUGCAUCAACGUGCAGAAUUGUUUAUGGCAAACAAGCAAAAGGUAAGAAUGUUUUGCCUCUGCUCAACGACAUGGGCUUUGUCCAGAAAAGAACAGAAAAACAUGCCGUCAUCAAAUACUGCAAAUACUCUGAACAAAAGAAUCCGGAGGAAUAUUACUGCUGCUUGCUCAAGCUGUACCUGCCUCAUCGUGCUGAUUGCCAAUUAAAAUCUGAACGCUGUCCUUCCUAUCAGUUGUUUCAUGAUAACGCCUGUGUCCAGUUACCGUAUAACGACUCUGUGGAGCGCGUGUGCCAAAUUGUCAGAAGGAACAGAGAAAGGUAUGAGAAAUACAGUCGAGACAUUGACAACGCCAUCCAAGAGGUGGAGGAGAGUGGGCUCGUCAUAAACGAAUGGUGCCACCUGGCUCCCGAGAGUGAGUUGCAAAGACUCGAAUGCGUUGAGGAAAUGAACGCGAGAGAUGAACCGAACGACAACGUGGAGGAAAAUGUCCCGGACUAUAACGUCAGGUCCAAAACAACGCAAAUGUCCAUCGUGACAGAGCCUGCUGCCAUCGAUCCCGCGGUGUUACGCGACAUGUAUCGUAACCUGAACCAAAAGCAAGCGUCCGUCUUCUACAAGGUCAGAGAUUGGUGCAUAAAACGUGUGUGUAGCUCAAAGCCCAUUGAGCAGUUCUUCUACCACAUCAACGGUGGCGCCGGGACCGGCAAAUCUCAUCUCAUCAAGUGUAUCCACGCUGACGCUACCAAAAUACUGCAGAGACUACCACGACUGGCUGAGGAGGCCGACAUUUCCAAGCAAACGGUUGUUCUCGCAGCUUUCACUGGCACGGCGGCGUUCAACAUUUCCGGGGCAACGUUGCAUUGUCUACUCAAACUGCCGAGAAGUCUCAAACCCCCGUACCACGGGCUGGGCAAUAAACUGGACGAAGUCCGAGCCGAGCUGUCCAUCGCCGAAAUACUCAUCAUCGAUGAGAUUUCCAUGGUGUCGAAAGACCUCUUCGCCUACGUGAAUGCCAGGUUGAAACAAAUCAAAGGAAUUAAUUUACCUUUCGGUGGCAUGUCUGUUCUUGCUGUUGGAGAUUUCUUUCAGCUCCCUCCCGUGAGACAGUCCAAACCUCUGUGCGUGUACGAUCCUACGCGGCUGGACCACUGGCGUGACGACUUCAAAAAGAUCACGCUCACCGCCAUCAUGAGGCAGAAAGACGAUGUCGCCUUUGCCGAACUGCUGAACCGACUCCGCGUCAAAGAAAAGUCAGAUGAACUGUCGGAAAUGGACAGAGCUCUCCUUGCCACGAGGUGGAUGGCCAUAACUCUGCGAUGCUGGAACUGCUUCAUAAGGACAUUGUGCAGAUUGACGCGGAUGACUACAAGAAAGACAAAGGAACUGGCAGAAUGGCAAGGCAAGCUUCCCCUGUGCAAGGCGCUAAGAAUGAGCUCCCGGACUCCAUCAAAGUUGCCCUGGGUGCUCGUGUUAUGAUCACACGGAACGUUGAUGUUCAAUCAGACUGGAGGAGAAGCUGAACAAGGCUGGAGUGACGCGCCGACAGUUUCCCAUCAAGCUUGCUUUUGCCUGCACGAUCCACAAGGUACAAGGCAUGACAACGUCACAGGCUGCAGUUUCGCUGAAAGGUGUUUUCGAACACGGCAUGGGGUACGUAGCUCUGAGUAGAGUGACUUCGCUCAGUGGUCUGCAUAUUCUGCAUAUGGAUGAGAGAAGGCUUCAUGCAAAUCCACAAAUCACUGCUGCUCUUGCUGAGAUGGCAGAGGAUUCUUUGGAGAGCGUCAUGCCCCUCCUUCACGUGAUGCCGUCGGUAGAUCGGGCAAAUCACCUGGUUGUCGUCCAUCAUAACACCGAAGGGCUGUCUUGUCACGUGCAAGAUAUCGUGUCUCAUCACGAACUGCUUUUCGCUGAUGUUUUGUGCUUCACAGAGACACACCUCCAAGGAUCAGUGGCCGAUGGACGUGCUUGCUUGGAAGGCUACACGAUGUUUUGCAGGAACCGAAGUGAUUCUUACACAAACUGUCCUGACUUGGCGACAAAACGUGGUGGCGGCGUAGGUAUUUGUGUCAAAAGUCACAUCGCGGCCCAGGAAAAGAAAUACGUUCAGGGUGUGACCGACAUUGAAUUUGUUGUGGUGAAACUUGAAGAUCCCCUCAAUGUGUUGAUUGCUGCCGUUUACAGGCCUCCAGGCAACAGUCUGCGCACUUUUCUGCCAAGCUUGGGAAAUCUCUUGCGGUACCUUGAAGUAAUGGAGCAUCAUCAGAUCUUGGUAUGUGGAGAUUUUAAUGAAGAUAUGCUAUCUGCCUCAUUCAAGCCCAUUCUUGAUUUGUUCCGCUCGAAAGGCUACACGCAACUCAUAGCCACUGCUACCACUGACAAAAACACAUUGCUUGACCUCAUUUUUGUCUCUCGACCUCAGUGUGCCCUUCAUUCAGGUGUCCUGCAAACGUACUACAGCUAUCACAAUCCUGUUUUCUGUGUUUUGACCAGUGAAAGGUAAGUCACAGCUAAAUCAUGCGGUUCAGCAUUUUCUAAAACAACAAGGAUGGAAAUCGAAACGUGAAUGGUGUCGUAAGUGUAUAAUAAUAGUGGUGGGAUGCGGUGGGUGAUUUGUUGACUUGAGGAGAGAUGGGAUCCGGAGUGGAAGUGCUCAUUACUUGACCUCUUUUUCUUUCUCUCGGCCUCUGUGCUCUUUAUUCAGGUUUCGUGCGAACAUACAACAGCUAUCACAAUCCUGUUUUCUGUGUUUUUACCAGUGAAAGGUAAGUCAAAUCUAAAUCAUGUUUUUCACUAGUUGGAACAACGAGGACAGACGUCGAAUGGCGUAAGUGUAUAACAUUAGUGGUGGGAUGUGGUGGGUCAUUUGUUGACUUGAGAUGAAAUGGGAUCUGGGGCUCAGAAUGGUAAACGUAAUGUUGCCAUUAGCCCCACAAUUUCCACAUAGAAAAUAACUACCAACCCAUGUGGAUAGCGAUAGCUGGAAAAGCAGCUUUAUACUGAUCACAUAAAUUGGUGGCAAACAUAAUGAAAUCCACCCCUAUUUUGGACACUGAGGUUUCUGCGUGAUGCUAGCAAUAAACCUGUUGCCUGCCUGGCAUUACAAAUGGAGAAAACAUCGAAUUGGAAAAUAGUUAUCGAUGGCAAAGGUUUGCUUCACACGAGAAGCAUGCUUCAGAGUGAGUGAAGGGGAGACGGAGAGGAGUGGCCUUUUUAACUUGGAUUCACUUUUAUCAUUUUUAAAUGAUCCCAGGCAAAUCAUAGAAGAGUGAUAAAUGGAAACAAACCGUGAGUAAAGCCUUACAUGAAACUGUGAUUAAAAAGUAUCAUGAGUAAAGGUGCUCAUACAUGUAAAGACAAGGACAGUUGAUGUAGCUGAACUCAUGUCUGUGGUGGUAAGUUGAGGAUGGGCCUGUAUGUUGAGAUGGAAUGGGGGUUGGUGUGGACUCAAAUUCAGUUAAGGGAAGGCCAAGCCUUUUGAAAAGCCUUCCCUUAACUCGAUGUAACUUUUUAAAAGUUUAAACUUUUUAAUUAGCUUUCAAAUAGUCUUCCCUUAACUCAAGUUGAUUUAACUUUUUAACUUGUAACAUUUUUAAC